This is a messenger RNA of Paramecium octaurelia, 1485 nucleotides long. The record is from the annotation of a GenBank genome assembly. Lineage: Eukaryota; Ciliophora; Oligohymenophorea; Peniculida; Parameciidae.
AUUAUGAUUAUUAGGAAGGUGUUAUAAAAGGGCUUUAGCACUCUUUAUAAUCUGAAAUAAUUUAGACAUUAAGAAAUCCCACAAAAUGUAAGUGUAGAUAGAGAAUUUGGAGACACAAUUCUACCAAAUGGAAUUCGAGUCUGCACAGAAUUUUGGCCAUCUGAAUUAGCACAGUAAUUAUAAUCAUUAAGAUUAAAGUAUUACAAUAUACAUCAAAUGCGGAAGCAGAAAUGAAACAGAGGCAACAAGUGGCACAGCACAUUUUUUAGAGCAUUUGCACUUCAAGGUAUUUUUGUGGAUCCAUAAUUUAUAUAGGGAACGGGUAGAAGAAGUAGAGAUCGAUUGGAAUGUGAUGUUGAGAAUUUUGGUGGUCAAUUGAAUGCUUAUACUUCAAGAGAAAAUACAUCUUAUACGAUAAACGCAUAAAAAAAUAAGGCUGAGAAUGCUGUUGAAAUUUUGGGAGACAUGCUCACAAAUUCAAUUUAUGCAAAGUCUGAUGUAGAAAGGGAGAGACAUACAAUUUAUAGAGAAUUAUUUGAAACCAGGAAAAUGUAAUUUGAAACUUUGAUUGAAAUAUCCCAUCGUUCAGUAAUGAAAUAUUAUAUAAAAGGCAUACAAAAAUCAUUAAAUGUCAUUGCCAAUCUUAGGAAAAAUAUAGAAUAUGUAUUCAAUUACAAGGGAUAUGAUUGCUGAAUAUCACUAAAACAAUUAUUAUGGAGAAAAUCUUAUUGUUUGUGGAGUUGGUAAUAUAUAAUAAGAACAGUUAUGUGAGUAUGUGACUAAGCAUUUUAGUAAGAUCCAUAAGAAAAAGUAAUAGCUCAAAAAGGAAAUACCAGUCAACUUCUAGAGCGAAGUGUUUCUAAUGUAGAGUGAAUUGACAGAAGACAUUAAUGUAGGUUUGUUUUAUUAAGGACCAGAAUGGACUGAUCCUCAUUAUUAUCACUUUUUAAUUUUGUAAAGACUUUUAGGGGAUAAGCCAUCAAACUUUUUAGAGGCAGCAAUAUUUGAGUAAUCAACAUUAAACUCAUUUUAAAAGCUCUUAUUAGAUUAUCCAGAAAUUACAACUCAAAAGGCAGUCUAUACUCCAUAUAAAGAUACAGCUUUAUUUGGAAACUACUUUGUAGUGAAUCCCAAUUAAUUGGACUCUUGUAUUGAGAUUUCAAAGAAAAUAUUUGAAGAAUAUGGAAAUAAAGUAUCAGCUGAGGAAUUGCAAAGAUCAAAGCGAAGACUGUUCAUUGAGUUAUGCUAACAUGAAACUGGAAAUGAUAUCUCAUAAGCUAUCGCAAAUUAAAUACUGUAUUUUGAUAGAAGAGUUUACAGAUAAGAAAUUGCAUAAAAUUUAGCAAAUGUGACAGAAGUAGAUAUUCAAAAUUGUGUUAAGAAUUGGAUUUUAGGUAAGUAACCAUCAUUAACUAUAUGGGGUAACAUUGAUCCAGUUUUGAAAAAGUAUAAAUUCGAUGCAAGUUAAGUUGGAACACACUGAUA